AUGAUAACGGAGGUGUUAUUGAAACAUGUGGAAAAGACUUUUAAGAAAGUCAAGCAGGGGCAGCUCGAUACUAUUGCAUUGCAAUAUAUAAACGAGCAGGAGCACGGAAAAGUGAUUGUUGUACUUGGGGAGAAAGCCCGAGUGGAGGAGUUUGCUCUGAAUCUGGAUAUCGAUUGCAUCUGGGUCCAUGGCGACCUCGAAGCUAAGGAAAAGGUGAAGAGGAUACAGAACUUCAAAAACCAGGAUACCAAGGUGCUAGUGGGAACAAGCUGGUCUGCGAGGGCAUUGACAUAGCCGAGGUGCGACUGGUGCUUCUUGUGGGGUACGUGCCGCCAGUGUCGACAUACAUCCAGAUGGCAGGACGUUUGAGAAAGGAGGGGAGGUGCGUGACACUAUGGAACAAACGGUCGUUACACAAAGAUUCCAUGCGUGUGCGGAACUACGCCAAGGCGAUAAGGGAGUUUUAUGGGUUGGAGGAGGAAGCUGGUGAGGAGACCGCAUGUGGGGAGACCGCAGGUGGGGAGAUCGGAGGUGAGCCGGGUCUUGAUGAUGACGAAACUUCAGGUGUACCGGAUGAUGAAGAAACUGCAGGUGGAGCGAGCACUCGUGAAGAAGAAACUACCGGUGGUCUUGGCAUUGCUGAU
Molecule: messenger RNA, 644 nt
Organism: Lachancea nothofagi CBS 11611
Lineage: Eukaryota; Fungi; Ascomycota; Saccharomycetes; Saccharomycetales; Saccharomycetaceae
Source: the annotation of a GenBank genome assembly